Rhododendron vialii is the source of this 2060-nucleotide messenger RNA. RefSeq names its product probable purine permease 5. NCBI's taxonomy places the organism in Eukaryota, Viridiplantae, Streptophyta, Magnoliopsida, Ericales, Ericaceae. Gene Ontology annotation, cellular component: membrane. The transcript is spliced from 2 exons. The record is from RefSeq and is a predicted model, not a curated record. The coding region runs from base 744 to 1829 and encodes 361 amino acids. Gene Ontology annotation, molecular function: purine nucleoside transmembrane transporter activity.
GAUCCGCCAGUAUUACUAUUUGAGUAAAAGCUUCCUUAUUGACAUAGCUGUUAAUUUGAGAGGGAUUGAAUAAGAAUUUGAGUCUCCUUUCCUUUGAUUUGAAUAAAAAAUUUGAGUAGAACUCAAUUGGGAGUUGGUUUUGAGUCAAGAACUGGAGUGAAUUUUAGGGUUUACUCAAAUUUUGGUUUUGAUUCAAGAAAAGGGGUUAGGGAUGGAGAUGCUCUGGUGGAUUCGAUCACUUUUGCUGUGCUGGACUAUAUGCAUAUUUCUUACAUGUGAAUGUAAUAUGCUUGUUAGUUGUUAUGAUUUGUGGGUGUUUCUUAUUGCUUCUGGGUAAUUGAAAUUGGCAAAUUUUGUACAAAUUGUGUUCUAUGACAUGUUGUUCGCUACAGUUACCGGAACAAAUCCUUGUGGGUUUUUGGGUGGCUGAUUUUGAGUGGAAAAAGUUAUGCAGUUGGAAAGUUGAGUACUGGAUAGAGAAUUUGGUAUUGAAAAGAGGAAUGGAAUGUGCUGCUAGAACUAGCACAGAGAUCCAUCCCCAUUCCCAUCGAGGGGCACGGUGACAAGAAGCUCAUUCCUUGUGUUCGAUAGGCACGAGUCCUAUGUUCUGCUAGUCACCAAACCUCAUGGGAGUAAGCUUCGAACCACUGGAGCACCAUAAAAAUGUUUAGACAUUUCCUUUUGUGGUGAACGUUAUGUCAAUUUGUGAUGGAUCUUACGAAGGGACAACAUAAAGGGAAGGCAUGGAGGAGGGAGCACCGGAAGGCAUGGAGGAGGGAGCACCAAAACCACCUGUUUCAUUUAUGGACAAGAUUUCCACUUACAAGAGAAUGGUGUGGGGAACAUAUAUAAGCAAGCCAAUCUCAUAUUGGGUUCUUCUACUCCUAAGCAGCGGAGCAAUGCUCGUGGCAUUCCCUGCUUCUAGUCUCCUCUCACGUGUCUAUUAUUCCAACGGAGGGAAGAGCAAAUGGAUCAUUUCAUGGGUUGCUGUUGCAGGGUGGCCACUGACGGCUUUAAUCCUCAUUCCCACAUACUUCUUUUGCAAAACUUGUCCCUCUCCCCUUACCAUAAAACUCACGCUUUCCUAUAUUGUAUUGGGUUUCUUAAGUGCGGCUGAUAACCUCAUGUACGCAUAUGCAUAUGCAUAUCUCCCAGCAUCAACUGCUUCUCUUUUAGCGUCAUCAUCCUUAGUGUUUUCGGCCCUGUUUGGAUACGUUUUUGUGAAAAACAAAAUCAACGCUUCUACAAUAAAUGCAAUCGUGAUCAUUACCGCCGCUAUGGCGAUCAUUGGAUUGGAUUCGAGUUCCGAUAGAUACGGGGAUGUCACUGACAGCCAAUACAUCAUUGGCUUCGUUUGGGAUAUCAUGGGGUCUGCUCUCCACGGGCUCAUAUUUGCCCUCUCGGAGCUUGUCUUCCUGAAACUGCUCGGAAGGAGAUCGUUCCAUGUUGUUCUAGAGCAACAAGUAAUGGUUUCUUUCUUCGCCUUUGUGUUCACCACAAUUGGGAUGAUCACGGACAACGCUUUCCAAGGGAUGAGUUCCGAGGCCAGGAGUUUCGAGGGCGGAAAAGUCUCGUAUAUCAUGGUUCUUAUCUGGGGUGCUAUUACUUUCCAGUUGGGAGUUUUGGGAAGCACUGCUGUGCUUUUCUUGGCUUCAACUGUCUUAGCUGGUGUUCUUAAUGCAGUGAGGGUGCCUAUCACAAGCAUUGCUGCAGUUAUAUUGUUGAAGGACCCUAUGAGUGGAUUCAAAAUAUUGUCUCUGAUCAUUACCUUCUGGGGAUUCGCAUCAUAUAUCUACGGUAACUAUUCGUUGAGUAAGGAUUCCUCAUAAUCUGUUUGGUUCAUAUGUAAUUGAAGGUUAGUUGGGUGUCGCCAUUGAAUUCCAUUCAUAGUGUCUGUCUACUGCUCAAUGCUCAGUUUAGACAAGAAUAUGGGUCUUUUUUUUCUUGCAGCCUGGUCCUCUCUCUGUAAACAAAAACUGGUGUACCUUUAUUUUCGUAGAUUAAUUAUAUACGAACCUCCAAACACGGGAAUCUCGAGACAUUCCUUUUGGUACACAAAA